Molecule: messenger RNA, 4350 nt
Organism: Solanum pennellii
Lineage: Eukaryota; Viridiplantae; Streptophyta; Magnoliopsida; Solanales; Solanaceae
Product: beta-glucuronosyltransferase GlcAT14A-like
Exons: 6
Coding region: 2990-4258 (422 amino acids)
Cellular component (GO): membrane
Molecular function (GO): glucuronosyltransferase activity
Source: RefSeq, a predicted model, not a curated record
UAUAUAUCAGAAUGUUUGUUUAAGACUCUUGUAAACUUAAAGAACUCAAGUUACAUGUUAUUGUUACAUGUAAAAUUCGAGAACAAAUUUUCCCGGUCAUCUCGAAGGGAAUUCUUGGAACUCAGCCAUUAGAGUUUUGACUCAUUUGUUAUGCCUUGCAUUUACAGCUUGACCCCUUCUUGCUUCCAGUUGUCCAAGGCAGCAUCCUUGUAAUUCAGUUAAAUACAUGAUUUUUUUCAAGUAGUAUAGCUACUUCAACUACUGCAUAAUGAGAGUUAUUAUUGUUCCAUUUUGAUGUAUGCCUUUACUUAUAAGAUUUUCUCAAUUUCCAAUUUGCAACUGGGAAAGACAUUAUUGAUGUUACGCUGAUUGCAAGGAGGUGCAACAGGAGACUUGCAAUUGGCUCGUUAAUGUAGCCACUCGAAUGGGAGAAGAGGGGCUGAUUCUGAUGGAUUUGUUGCAAUUUUGUGGAAAGCGAGCAAAUUAUCCAGUUGAAAGGGUAUAAAGUAUCAUUGUUCAGGUACACUUGUUUCAAGUUUGAUUAUGACUUUUUUCUACACCAACAAUCUUGUUGCUCAUGAAAUGCCCUUUUAUACAUAUGUAGAUAACUGAGGGGAUACUUAAAAUUCUGUCACAUUAGAGUUUAUUGUUGAAUAGAUAUUGUUGUGAUAAAAUGUUUAAACUAAUAACUCUUGUAACUUGUAUUACUUUCUCUGUGUGCAAGUGGUGUGUGUGUUCCCUCUCUUUUAAUGAUAGAAGAGGGGUUGAUAAAAAAAAGAAGAAGUAGAAGGAUUCGAUAGUACUAGGGUGGAGAACAUGAUGUUAUCAGAACAAAGACAGGUUUUGGUGUUUGGACCAUUCUAUAUAGAAACUUCUAAUGUAUUGCAUUUUUUGUUUGACUUAUCCGAGUUUUAUCGUGAGCUUACUGAUAAAAGAACUCUGUUCAAUUCUCAGUACAGGACCUCUCAGAUGCAAUGUACAUUUUGGUACAGCAGAGGGCAAUAAAACUGAAUUUUCUGCCUGAUAAUAGCACAUAUUUCAUUUGCUAGAACUUUCAUUAGUUACUUCCUUCAGGUAUAUAACUCCCUCUGUCAAAAAGGAAAAGAUUGAAUCCACGAAGGGAGUAGCACUUGGACUAUGAAGCAGUAGAAAAUAUCUCGCACUAACAUAUUCCUGGACAAUGAUCAUGUUUGGUUGUUAUGAUUACUUUCGGCAGGUUUCAUGUUCUAGAAGAGUUUGAUGAGGGGAAGCGGAGCUGUCGUAGGCGUUUAGCUGGUCAUAACAAACGAAGAAGGAAAACACAUCCAGAAAAUGUAGCUAAUGGAGCCUCCGUGAAUGAUGAGGGGGGUAGCAACUACUUAUUAAUUAGUCUGCUGAGGAUACUGGCCAAUGUACAGUGAGAGUUGUUUGCAUAAGUUAUAUUAAGUUUGAAUGGCUGAAACAACAGCACAGGUUCUUACUACCUAAUUUAGCUGUUCUGUGUUAUCUAAAGGCUACACAUGACAUUGGGCAUUCAGUCAUGGACUAUGUUGCUCGGACUCUUCAAAAAUAUUGACGGGUGCGUGUCAGAUACACCAAAGUGGUGCAUAUUUGGAGUACCCAACACAGGUGCAGCAACAUUUUUGGAGAGUCCUAGCAACAUAGGUCAGGGAUUAACAGCUGAGUAAUUGAUGGCCAUUAAAAUAAUCUUGGUGGGAAUUAUCUAUUGAUGCUUCUCUACUGGAACUUUAGCCAUCAAUACUUUUGGACUAGAACAACUGUUUAGGCAUGUUUUAUUCUCCAACAAGCUUUUGGGCUCCACAAGAAUCAUGAUCAUGUACAGGCACAUAGAUACUUAUUUAGAGAUUUUGGUUUAAUGAAUUGGAUGAGUUAGAUCAAACUAAAGACCAGAAAUUUUGUUUGAUUCUCCAGCAGAAAAGUAUGAGGAAAAAAAGAAAAAUAGAAUUGCUUGCUAAGAGUCCUGAUGGCACCACUGACGGUGUAUUAUGACCAUUGAUUUCAUUCUCUUCAACGGUAAAGAAACCUUUUGGUAUAGCGUUAGAAUGCAAUAAAUUUCAAUUUCACAAUGAAAAUAUUACAAGAAAAAUAUUCAAUUACGGACGAUGUAAGCAUCAUAAGGACUUUCAAAUUUACCUAACAAAUAGGAAUCACAAAUUACAAAUUGUUAGCUCAAACAUUCUACAAUCCUGAUAAUACAUACACAAAUGCAUUAUUAUUGUUGGACCCGUGCUUGCACGGGCCACCUCUUCCUAGUCUAUAUAUAAGAAAAAAAUUUCAGAUACUUGGGAGCCUCAUGGAAUUAGGUUAGACAUACUUUUUGAAACACGUUUUUAUUUGACUAACUAAAUUAGAUACACGCUUUUUAUUUAAAACACAUUUUUAUUUGACUAACUAAUUUGACUACCUGUCAUAUCACAUAGCAAGUGAUUUCAAAUUCUUGUAGAAGCAUGAAACUCUUAAUAAAAUGCCAAGAGAAGUGUUAAAAAUAUCCCUAAAUUUUGACGAGAAUUUAGGAUUGUAUUUCAUUCAUGUUACAAGAUCAUUGAUUUAUUUAUGUUCGAUUAGUGGUGUGAAUGGAGUGUUUUUUAGGCCUGUCAAUAGUUCGCGGAUGAAGCUAAUAAUUCCCCGAUUGCUUGAGAAGACUUGUCAACAAAUGACUGAUGAUGAAUGGUUGCGUAUAAAGUCCCAACAAAGUGACAAAAUUUUCACCCAUCUAGCUGCAUUAUUUUGACCUUUUACUAUUCCUUCACUUGAAAGAAAAUAAUUAUUAGAGUUUUAGUUUGAAGCGGCAUUUGCCUUGUCAUUAAGAAAAAAACAUGGAAAUUUGGUGUUAGUUGUGGCGUAAGUUUUCAUCAACAUAGCAUUCAUUAACUAACAAUCAUUAAGAUGUCACACAUGACCUAACAAGUCCCACAAGCCAGCUUUUACUUGCUCUAAUUAGUAACCCUUUCAGUAUAUACUGUUAAGAUCAAAUAUUCAACAAAUAUCCAUGAUGAUGCUUAAGAUGUUAAGUUCCUGGAAUUGGAGAACUCGUGUUCGGCUCUCAGUUUUCGUUGCAGCUACUUUGCUACUUUUAGUGGUAGGAUUCCUCUGUAGCAGAUUUGAUGAUGAUCAGUACAGGACGUUGAUGAAUAAUAUUCCAGAUGAUCACUCAAACAUAGACACAUCAACGACUAUAAAGAUGAACCAUCCGUCUAAAGGAAGGUCUAGUGAUCCACCAAUCCUGGCUUAUUGGAUUUUCGGUUUUAGAGGGGAAAGUAAAAGAAUGUUGAGGCUGUUAAAAGCGGUGUAUCACCCAAGAAACCAGUACCUUCUGCACCUUCUCGAUGGAGAUGGAUAUGAGGAGAGGAUGGAAUUAGCUGUUUCAGUUGAAUCUGAACAUGUGUUUCGAGCAUUUGGGAAUGUGAAUGUUGUUGGUAAAAGUUAUGCUGUGGAGGAAUCAGGCGCCUCUGCUCUUUCUGCUAUGCUUCAUGCCUCCGCCUUGCUCCUUCGAAUUAGUCCCCUGUGGGACUGGUUUUUCACCUUAAGCUCUUCCGACUACCCUCUUUUUACUCAAGACGAUAUCUUAUUUGCUCUCACUUCCUUGCCAAGGGAUCUCAAUUUCGUAGGCUUCACCAAUAGAACUAUUGAUCAAAACAGGCAACACAACGUCAAUCGGAUUGUUGUUGACCCCAGCCUACAUCUGAAACAUGCUACUCCCCUUUACUAUGCUGUAGAGACUAGAGAAAUGCCAACAACUUUUGAUAUAUUCCAAGGUUCUCCAUGGAUGGUAUUGAGCAGAGGAUUUGUGGAGCAUUGCAUCAAAGGUUGGGACAAUUUUCCUAGGAAGUUACUUAUGUACUACGCCAACGUAGUGUCCCCUCUAGAAUCCUACUUCCACACUGUACUAUGCAAUUCCCCAGAAUUUAGAAACAGAAUACUAAACCAGGAUCUCAGGUGUUGCGCGCCAAUAAAUGUUUCAAACUACUAUGACAAUCUUGUGAACAAAUGGGCAAUAUUUGCUAGGCCAUUCAAAGAAGGCGAUCCUACUUUAGACGAGCUAGACAGGGAUAUCCUAGAUCGCCAGCCCCAUGGGCUGGUGCGCGGGAAAUGGUGCUAUAAUAGAGGACAUAAUUCUUCUUCUUGUAGUUCUAAUUCCAGUACUAAUUGGGAUGACAUUGACUCAUUAGAUCCUGGAAUUUAUGGCCAAAAACUUCAGAAUAUUCUGUCCAAUUUUACUGUUGGAGACCAUCAUAUGGUAACCAAUAAUUCAUGUUAAUAUAUAUACUACUACAUAUUUGUUUUCAAAAUGAUGUGUAGUUGUGUACUCUACUACUCUUUUUGUUUUCUGAUCGAACAAUUUUCAGCAUC